AUGCUGUGCUCUCAUGGAUUCCAGUCCAACCUCAGGCCAUUCACGGACUGCUACUGGCCCGUACGCAGUCUGUGGCCAGAGGUCAAACCUCUGCUCCACCGGCAGCAUCUGCUGCAGAGGCACCUACAGGAGCUGCGCAGCGGUCUGGAGCUGAUGGACAAACUUCAACACGAGAUCCUGGAGGAGACGGAGCCUUUCCAAACCGGUGUGGCCGCGCAGCCAGUCUCCUGCCAGCUGGAGAAAGAGGGAGAGCACUUUGGACUGACCCUGGACGCUCAAGGAUUUUCCCCAGAGGAGCUGUCUGUCAGGCAGGUGGGCAGGAAGCUGAGAGUCAGCGGGAAGACAGAGAAGAAGCAGGAGGACGGGAAAGGCUCCUACUCUUACAGACUCCAGGAGUUCAGACGGGAGUUGGAUCUGCCCCAAGGGCUGAACCCUGAAGCCGUCACCUGCUGCCUGGCUCCGGACGGGAAGCUCCACAUCCAGGCAGCCAGAGCUCCGUGUGCGGAGGAGGCUGAGAGAGAGCUGACUAUCAAGAGGAGCUUGGAGGAGAAAACACAGCAGAGUGUGUGUUCACACACAGAGACAGACAACAACACACAGGACAAACCUGGACACAUGGACUGAACUAUGUGUUGUCCCAAUGUACAGGAAUUUUUUUUUAAUAUUAGUGUUAAAUGAUGAUGAUGAUGAUGGUAUCUGCUCUGGUAUGUUAAUAACUGCAAAUAAUAAAGACGUAUUUAAAUUGAAAUUGCGAUUUUCUCUUACCUUUUUAAAUUUUAAUUCUUUUCUUUGCAAAAAUAUCUCAUAUCCCAGUUUGAGAAACAAUAAUGAUAAUAUGGAUAUUGUACUUUGUACAGUACGUACAUUAAUUAUCUCACAUGCAUAAUAUUGAUUUAUGAUGAUGAAAAAAUUGUGCCAUAUGUACCAUAGGCAUCUGUACUGACUCUGAGAGUUGACCACAGCUCUUCAGUGGAUCAUGCUGUUACUCAUGAAUGCUUAUUUUACCAGAUUCUUUUUGACUGCUCAAGAGUUUUCAUUCCUUAUAGAAACUGAUGUAAACAUUAUAGCUGCUGAAUACAGACAGUCAGCAAAUCUUUACGCAGGUGAUAUCACUAUGAAAAAUAACAGAAGUGAUUUUACCAUUUUACAAUCAGUUAUGAUGAAACCCAUGCAAUCUUGACUUGUAAAACUAUUUUUAAAAUUAUCCAUCUAUCCAUUAGCUAUACCACUUAUCUUUUUGGGGGGGUGAAGCCAAACCCAGCUGACACUGAGCGAGAAGCAUUUUUAGAAUUAUUGUUUGUUAAAUCUUUCUUAAUCAUGCAUAAUUGGCCUCUGCUCAAAUUCCUGUUUUUUGCUGUGACAACAGAUUAAAAAUGAUGAGUCACAUGUAACCUUCAUCUGACUGGGAAGAGAAAAUGAUCGGGCCACAUUUUAACUGACGUCAAAGCCACAUCCAACAGCGGUAACUUACAGAGCACACCGUCUACGGUGAAGCCAGUGUGUUGGAAUUCAAAACAUGACCCAUUAUCUCAAGCAUGAAGAGUAAAACAGGAAAGACAGAGUAACGUAUCCAGUAAACGUAACAUUACAUCCCAACAGUCAUGAAAGUAAGUAGAUCAAAGUUAUAGAAUAAUUGUCCAGUCCUAAAAAACUUAUUUCAAUUCACAAUUUAUUCCAGUUCAAACUAUUCACAGGUCAAAAAGUGUCAUUUCUAC
Messenger RNA from Xiphias gladius (swordfish), 1715 nucleotides. RefSeq names its product heat shock protein 30-like. The record is from RefSeq and is a predicted model, not a curated record. Gene Ontology annotation, molecular function: protein folding chaperone. NCBI's taxonomy places the organism in Eukaryota, Metazoa, Chordata, Actinopteri, Istiophoriformes, Xiphiidae. Gene Ontology annotation, biological process: protein refolding; response to heat. The coding region runs from base 1 to 624 and encodes 207 amino acids. The transcript has a single exon.